Molecule: messenger RNA, 443 nt
Organism: Geodia barretti
Lineage: Eukaryota; Metazoa; Porifera; Demospongiae; Tetractinellida; Geodiidae
Source: the annotation of a GenBank genome assembly
UGCUGUAAUUGCUGUGUUGCCAAGACCUCUGAGAGCAUUGUGCUAUCUUCAGCAUCUGAAGAAGCCCCAGAAAUGUGCGUAACAGUCUGUGGAGACACACAUUACAGGGUGAUGCCUGUGUAACGAACAGUUGCAUGCCCCGAACAUCAUCAGUAGUAGACAUUGCUACUCACCUCUAGGAUACGUACAUUUCACCCCUUCACAAAUGCCACUGGUAUACGAGUGUCAGCGACAGGUUCACGCAAUGAAGCAGCUUAUAUACUCCUUGCACUAUUUUCACUACUGCAGUAAAAGCAGGGCUGUAGGGUCCUUGAUGUGGUAUGAGCAUGCUCAUAACCAUUUCAGUAAGCAAUACUUCCAAAUGUGGUGCCCCAUGAAAAUUGCCUCCAUAGAAAUAGGUCAGAUUGUAUUCCAAUUGUAGUCUGUGUCCAACUUCCUGUGCU